UGCCACAGCAAGGGGUGGGGGAAUGGAACAUCCCGGACUGAACCAAUUGGGGGCUGGAGUAUGACACCCUUCCCGUCCGUGAGAGGAGGCGGGAACCCCCUGAGAUGAAAUGGUUCCUCCCUAAUGGGGCUCACUAUCCCCCUGCCCCCGUUACCCGAGUCUCUGCCCCCGUCCUCCCCCGCAGAACAGCUUGGUACAGCCCAACAAGGGUGGGGGAGGGGUAAGAGUCCCGGGGAUCUUAAAGGGGCAGCGGCCAUUUGUUCUUCCCGCUCAGCGCUGCGGCAGGGCUGGUGCAUUGGCUGGGAGGGACCCCAGGGCUGGUGCAGGGGGGCAAGGCUGGUGCAUUGGCUGUGGGGACUCCAGGGCUGGUGGGGGGCAAGGCUGGUGCAUUGGCUGCGGGGACCCCAGGGCUGGUGCAAGGGGGCAGGGCUGGUGCAUUGGCUGUGGGGACUCCAGGGCUGGUGCAAGGGGGCAGGGCUGGUGCAUUGGCUGGGAGGGACCCCAGGGCUGGUGGGGGGCAAGGCUGGUGCAUUGGCUGCGGGGACCCCAGGGCUGGUGCAGGGGGGCAGGGCUGGUGCAUUGGCUGGGAGGGACCCCAGGGCUGGUGGGGGGCAAGGCUGGUGCAUUGGCUGUCGGGACCCCAGGGCUGGUGCAGGGGGGCAAGGCUGGUGCAUUGGCUGUGGGGACCCCAGGGCUUGCUGAGGGGAAGGCAGCAGUCACCACACCCACAGAGAUGAUGAAGGACGAAAACAUCUUCCUCUUCGUUCCGAACCUCAUUGGCUAUGCCCGGGUCCUUCUCCUCUUCGUUGCCUUUUAUUUCAUGCCGAGCGACCCCGGCCCGGCCGCCGCCUCCUACCUGCUCAGCGGCCUGCUGGACGCGUUUGACGGCCACGCGGCCCGGGCCCUCAACCAAGGGACCCGGUUCGGUGCCAUGCUGGAUAUGCUGACCGAUCGCUGCGCCACCAUGUGCCUGCUGGUGAACCUGGCGCUGCUGGACCCGCCCCGCGCCCUCCUCUACCAGCUCAGCAUGACCCUGGACAUCGCCAGCCACUGGCUGCACCUGCACAGCUCUGUGGUUCGGGGCAGCGACAGUCACAAGAGCAUCGACCUGACGGGGAAUCCGGUGCUGCGGGUAUAUUACACCUCGCGGCCCGUCCUCUUCCUCAUGUGUGCAGGGAACGAGCUCUUCUACUGCAUGCUGUACCUGCUGCACUUCACGGAGGGGCCUGCAGUGGUCCCCGGACGCCUGGGUCUUUUCCGUCUCAUCCUCUGGGUCUCGACCCCCAUCGCUGCCCUCAAGUCCCUCAUCAGCCUCGUGCACCUCGUCUCUGCCUCCUGCGGUAUGGCCGCCCUGGACAUGGCCGAGCGGGCCAAGAAGAAGUAGCAGUGAGGGAGGGGGAGGCUGGCAGAGACAAACCCACCCCCCCCAGUCCUGACGGGACCAGCCCCUCCUCCCUGGGGUGGGGCUCCCCUCCAUUGGCUAGAAACCCACCAAUCGCAGUGUUGUGUGCUUUUGGCAGUGGCACAUGUUUCCCACAGUGCUUUGCAGAGGGGCGCGGAAGUGCUGCCAAACUUGUAGCCUCUGUCCCCCUCUC
Molecule: messenger RNA, 1595 nt
Organism: Gopherus flavomarginatus (Mexican gopher tortoise)
Lineage: Eukaryota; Metazoa; Chordata; Testudines; Testudinidae
Gene: CDIPT
Product: CDP-diacylglycerol--inositol 3-phosphatidyltransferase
Exons: 6
Coding region: 734-1384 (216 amino acids)
Biological process (GO): phosphatidylinositol biosynthetic process
Cellular component (GO): membrane; Golgi apparatus
Molecular function (GO): CDP-diacylglycerol-inositol 3-phosphatidyltransferase activity
Source: RefSeq, a predicted model, not a curated record